Daldinia childiae is the source of this 3333-nucleotide messenger RNA. RefSeq names its product Sterol 3-beta-glucosyltransferase UGT80A2. Gene Ontology annotation, biological process: carbohydrate metabolic process. The record is from RefSeq and is a predicted model, not a curated record. Bases 1 to 3333 code for a protein of 1110 amino acids. NCBI's taxonomy places the organism in Eukaryota, Fungi, Ascomycota, Sordariomycetes, Xylariales, Hypoxylaceae. The transcript has a single exon. Gene Ontology annotation, molecular function: hexosyltransferase activity; UDP-glycosyltransferase activity.
AUGACCCCAAUCGAAUUGGACAAGCCUUCAGCGGCGCCAAUAAAUGCUGAAGCGUCUGAGCAAGACCAGCUCCGAGUACGCGAUGUUCCGCGAGACGGACACCACCGGGCUAUCGUCCAAGAUUCGCAAGGGAACCUUGUAUAUCCUAGCUACAUUCCACCGGAGAUCGAAAUGCCUAUUUCGCGCGAGAGAGCCGUAUCGGAUGGCGUACCAGAUCACUUCAAAAGUCCCAGUCCGACGGAGGGCCCCAGAAAAUCUAGGUCUGAGCCUGUGAACAAGCAAUCUCUCAAGUUAGCACAGUCGUCAUCUAGCCCCCAACAAAACCAAUAUCGGACUUCACCGUUCUCAGCUUUCCCUCUCAUGAAGCGAGCGGGAACGAAUGUUUCUAUGCUUGACAUGGCGCUACAACAAUCUUAUAACGAAAACAAAGACGAAGAUACAUCGGACUCGUCAUCGUCGGAAGCGGAAGAUGGAGGAAAGGCGACGGGAACGCGUACAGGUCAGUCCUCAGGACAGCCGAAGCGGAGAACAUCCCAUGACAGAUAUCGGCGCUUUCGAGUCGCGAAUGAAUUAUAUCGAACCAAUGGCAAGGUGUCCAAGAGAGAUGGUCGAUUAAACAUCACAGUCAAUGACACAAGCAAUACCGGAUAUCUCGCGAAGGCGCUUGGUACUGCCGUUAAAAAGGUCACGAUCAGGAAGGCCGAUGAAGGGAAAUCUAGCCAUCCGCUAGCAUCCUCACGGUUAUCUUCAGCCACCACGGCAGCAUCGGAGAAAUGGAAACGGCCAAAGCUGAAUAUAGUAAUCAUGGUCAUCGGUUCCAGGGGUGAUGCUCAGCCGUUCUUGAAGAUAGGAAAGGUGCUCAAAGAAGAAUACGGUCAUCGCGUACGUAUCGCUACUCACCCUGCCUUUCGCGACUUUGUCGAGAAAGAUUCGGGUUUGGAAUUCUUCUCCGUUGGAGGUGACCCCUCAGAGUUGAUGGCCUUUAUGGUUAAGAAUCCCGGGAUGAUCCCGACGCUCGAGACAGUGAAAGCUGGAGAUAUUGGAAAAAGACGUGCUGCUAUGGCCGAGAUGUUUGGUGGAUUUUGGAGAGCCUGCAUUAAUGCAACUGAUAACGAAAGAGGCGCCCACAAUAUAAAGAUGAUGGGCGAAAAUGACCCAUUUAUCGCAGAUGCCAUCAUUGCAAAUCCACCAAGUUUCGCACACAUUCAUUGUGCUGAAGCUCUAGGAAUCCCUCUGCAUCUCAUGUUUACUUUCCCUUAUACACCUACACAAGCUUUUCCUCACCCCUUAGCAACUAUAAAAAAAUCUAAUGUGGACCCUGGAUAUACUAAUUUCAUAUCUUACCCCUUGGUCGAAAUGAUGGUCUGGCAAGGACUCGGAGACCUCGUUAAUGAUUUCAGAGUUAAUACCUUAGGGUUAGAUCCGGUAUCUACCCUCUGGGCUCCUGGGGCGACCUACCGCCUUCAUGUCCCUUUCACAUAUUUAUGGAGUCCGGGAUUAGUACCUAAGCCAGACGAUUGGGGCGAGGAGAUAGACGUGUCUGGUUUUGCCUUCCUCGAUCUUGCCUCUUCUUUUGAUCCACCAAAGGAUCUUGUUAAAUUUCUCAAGGAAGGCGAGAUGCCAGUCUACAUCGGCUUCGGGUCGAUCGUAGUUGACGAUGCCGAGCGCUUCACAGAAAUGAUAUUCGAAGCUGUGAAACAAGCUGGUGUUCGAGCCUUAGUAUCGAAAGGCUGGGGUGGUCUUGGCCGGGUAGAUGUUCCUGAUAAUAUCUACAUGCUAGAAAAUACUCCACACGAUUGGCUUUUUCCAAAGGUUCGAGCCUGUGUCAUCCACGGCGGUGCCGGAACUACUGCUAUCGCACUCAAAUGCGGCAAGCCGACCAUGAUUGUACCCUUCUUUGGCGAUCAACACUUUUGGGGUUCAAUGGUUAGUAAUGUAGGGGCUGGACCGGUACCAGUUCCGUAUAAGAAAUUGAAUUCCGAGGAGUUAGCAGAAGGCAUUAAAUUCUGCCUAACGGAUGCAGCACUGGAAGCAGCGCAAAAAAUAUCCAAGGACAUCGAACUUGAAGGUGACGGUGCCCAAAACGCGGUGAAGACAUUUCAUCGAAAUUUAACUCUAUCCGGAGAAAAUUCAAUGCGAUGUUCAAUUCUCGACGAUCGCGUGGCGGUCUGGCGUAUUAAGAAAACUAGCAUCAAGCUCAGCGCUUUAGUAGCCUACGUCGCAGUCAGUCGGGGGUUAAUAAAUUGGCGGAGACUACGCCUUCUUCGACAUAAGGAAUGGAAUGACUUUGAAGGACCUGGCGAGCCUGUUACAGGAGUUGUUGGCUCGAUAGCUGGAACAGUUGGCGACGUAUUUAGUGGAAUUGGUAGUGUUCCAUACAGACUGGCGAAAACUUCACACAAGAGAGCUGAACGGAGAAGAAAGAAGGAGAGGAAGCGACAGCAAAAACAAGAUGCCCUAACUAAACGCUCAACCGAAUUCCCGUUUCCAAUACAAGGAGGUAGUGGUACUGGGGCUGAUACGAACGGAAGCGGUCGCCUUGAACAUGCUUCGACGCGUGCAACUACGCCUGGGACAGCUCCUCUUGAGCCCUGCCAAGAGGAGUACAUGAACGAGAUAGAAGAAGGAAUUGGUAAAACUGGCCGAGCCAUAGCGCAUGCACCUGUUGAUCUUUCACUCGCGCUGGCCCAAGGUUUCCAUAAUGCUCCUCGUCUAUAUGGCGACGAGACCGUUCGACGCCCAAUCCGGAUCACGGGAAUACGAUCUGGGCUCAAGGCCGCAGGAUAUGAAUUCAUAUAUGGCAUCUACGACGGAUUCACCGGACUUGUACGAUUGCCGGUUCGCGGAGCUAAGGAGGAUGGAGUCAAGGGCGCACUCGCGGGUGUUGGCAUGGGACUUACCGGAUUUAUAUUAAAAGAUAUAGCAGCAUUGGUCGGUCCAAUAGGCUAUACACUCAAAGGUAUUUCAAAGCAGGCCGACCGCGGAAAGCAGCCCCUGAAAUACCUCCGUCGCGCACGAAUCAUUCAAGCACAACGGGAACUUAGUGACCUAACAGAGGCCGAACGCAAGGCAAUAACUGAUACAGUUCUAAAAGGCUGGCAGGUUAUGCGCCGAUUGGCUGAUGCAAUUAUACGGGAGAAUGAGAAACGAUGGUUCGUACCCCGCUUCAGGACCAAGAGCAAGAGUGCUAGGAAGGUCAAGUCGUUAGGAAAAUACGGAAAAAUUCCAGCAUUUGAGAGUGUUGCGGCUGCGGAGAAAGCAAUAGAAGCUAUCACACGAGGAGAGGAUAUCGAAACUGUGCUCGGGAAGCGUAGGGGGCUCCAAGAUGAAUAA